Molecule: messenger RNA, 1719 nt
Organism: Salvia miltiorrhiza (redroot sage)
Lineage: Eukaryota; Viridiplantae; Streptophyta; Magnoliopsida; Lamiales; Lamiaceae
Product: COBRA-like protein 4
Exons: 6
Coding region: 267-1574 (435 amino acids)
Biological process (GO): plant-type cell wall cellulose biosynthetic process; cellulose microfibril organization
Cellular component (GO): plasma membrane
Source: RefSeq, a predicted model, not a curated record
AAGAAGAUGUAGCACCACUAAGACGUGACUGAAAGUGUUUUUAAGUUCAAGUGUCUCAUCUCUCCCGCCUAUUUUCCACAGCCAAUUAUAUAUCAAACUAAUAAUCAAAUGAAAUUCCAACAACUAUUAGGUGUGAGAUGAAAUCAUUGGGCAUACCAAUUCAUCAUCGCACACAACAACAUAACUCCCAAUCUUCAUAUAAUCACCCAAUCUGCACUACUUAGAACUACUUGUAAUAGCAAAAAAAUAUAUAAAAAAAAAUCGUAAUGAAUCAGAAAAUAUUGAAGUUCACCUUAUGGGCUAUCUUGCUAUCCAUGAUCUUUUCUCAUGCUGCGUCGUACGACCCGUUGGAUCCAUUUGGGAACGUAACAAUCAAAUGGGACGUCAUAUCUUGGACUGCCGAUGGAUACGUGGCAUUAGUGACGAUGUUCAACUUCCAAAUGUAUCGACACAUGAUGAGCCCCGGGUGGACGCUGACGUGGGGUUGGGCGAAGAAGGAGGUGAUAUGGUCCAUGGUGGGUGCCCAAACCACGGAGCAAGGCGAUUGCUCCAAAUUCAAAGGAAAUGUGCCUCAUUGUUGCAAGAGGAACCCUACGGUUGUUGAUUUGCUCCCCGGUGUUCCCUACAACCAACAGAUUGCCAACUGCUGCAAAGGCGGGGUCGUGGCCUCGUGGGGCCAGGACCCCGCCUCCGCGGUCUCCGCCUUCCAGGUCAGCGUGGGCCUCUCCGGGACCACCAACAAGACCGUCAAGCUCCCCACCAACUUCACCCUCCUCGGCCCGGGCCCCGGCUACACUUGCGGCCCCGCCAAGAUCGUGCCCUCCACCGUCUACCUAACUCCGGAUCGGAGGAGGAAAACUCAAGCUCUCAUGACGUGGAACGUGACGUGUACUUACUCGCAGCUCCUGGUGUCGAGGCACCCGAGCUGCUGCGUCUCGUUGUCGUCCUUCUACAACGAGACUAUCACUCCCUGCUCGAAAUGCGCCUGCGGCUGCCACAACAAGAAGGAGUGCAUCAAGCCUGAUUCAAACAAGCUGAAGAUGGUGGGGAUCAACACACCCAAGAAGGAUAACAGUCCACUGCUGCAGUGCACGCAGCACAUGUGCCCGAUUCGAGUCCACUGGCACGUGAAGGUGAACUACAGAGACUACUGGCGCGUGAAGAUCGCCAUAACCAACUUCAACUACAGGAUGAACUUCACGCAGUGGACGCUGGUGGCACAGCACCCCAACCUCAACAAUGUCACCCAAGUCUUCAGCUUCGACUAUAAAUCCCUUGUCCCAUACCAGAGCAUCAACGACACGGCCAUGUUCUACGGCAUGAAGUUCUACAACGACCUGCUGAUGGAGGCAGGGGAGUUUGGGAAUGUGCAGACUGAGAUUCUGUUGAAGAAGGAUAAGGAUACGUUUACUCUGAAGCAGGGAUGGGCAUUUCCCAGGAAGAUUUACUUCAAUGGAGAUGAAUGCCAGCUCCCGCCUCCUCAUGCUUACCCCUUUUUACCAAACUCUGCUCACAAAAUUUUCACAGCACCUUUCAUGCUUUUGUUCAUUACUGGGGCAAUAGUAUUGCUGUAAAUUUUGGAAACUCUAGUGUUUGUGUAAAAUCUUUUAGGUUGUUUUUUAAAGUUUUUUUUGUUUGCUUUCUCAUGAUUGCCGAAUAUUAAACACUGUUUGGUUGGACAUAAUAUUUUUAUCGAAUAGAUUUGCACUUAUAAAUUUA